This is a messenger RNA of Phragmites australis (common reed), 1098 nucleotides long. RefSeq lists its product as uncharacterized. Bases 1 to 1098 code for a protein of 365 amino acids. The transcript has 2 exons. Lineage: Eukaryota; Viridiplantae; Streptophyta; Magnoliopsida; Poales; Poaceae. Gene Ontology annotation, molecular function: double-stranded DNA binding. The record is from RefSeq and is a predicted model, not a curated record. Gene Ontology annotation, cellular component: chloroplast. Gene Ontology annotation, biological process: regulation of DNA-templated transcription; chloroplast organization.
AUGCAACACCUCCAAAACCUUUCCUCCCUCUGCGCCGUCUUCUCCCUCCGCCGCCGCGUCCUCCUCUGUACCACCACCACAUCACCAGUCAGCUUCGUCGCCGAGAAGCGAGAACUACCUCGUUGCCAAUGUGGCCUCACACCAUCGCAAGCCCUCAGAGCCUCGAAAUGCCUCUCCCACCUCAAGACCCCCGACCAGCCCGACGCCGUCCGCGCCUUCCCCGCCGACCUCAGCCUCUCCAAAGCCGACGUCGCCUGCACCGUCGCCCGGAGCCCCCGGUUCCUCUGCUGCGACGUGGAACAAACCAUCGCCCCCCGCGUCUCCCAGCUCCGCGACAUCGGCCUCUCCACUCCCCAGAUCGCCAGCCUCGUACCCCUCGUCCCCUGCGUCUUUGCCAGCCCCGCGUACGUCUCCCGCCUCGCGUCCUACAUGUCCUUCUUGGGCUCCUUCGACAAGGUGCACGCCGCCAUCAGGAGGAACACCCACCUCAGCCGGAGCCUAGAGACCGCGGUCGAGCCAAACAUCGCGUUACUGCGUGUUCGUCACUUCGUCCUGAUCCCGCGGCUGCUCGCCGGGUCCCAGGAGCGUCUCAAGGCCGUCGUAGCGCGCGCCGAGGAGCUCGGCGUGCCCCGGGGCACAGCAAUGUUCCGCUACGCCCUCGUCGUGGCAUACUCUGUCCGGCGGGAGAACACCACCGCCAAGAUGGAGCUGCUGAAGUCGCUCGGUUGGUCCAGCUGUCAGGUGGCGAUGGCGGUGACCAAGAUGCCGUCCAUAUUGGGUGGUUCCGAGGACCGGCUGCGGCGUGCCGUGGAUUUCCUCACCAAGGAGGCCGGCAUGGAGGUGGAGGCAAUCGCGCGGGCACCAUCGAUGCUAAAGUUCAGCGUCGAGGGGAGGCUGGCGCCCCGGCUCAACGUGCUGAAGCUUCUCAAGGAGAAGGGGUUGCCGGGGGGCGACCGGGGCUUCUACAACGUGGCCUGCAUGAGCGAUGAGGCGUUUCUCAAGACCUUUGUGCGUCCUCACGAGGAGAGCCUCCCACCCGGCCUCGCUGAUGCUUAUGCUGCUGCCCGUGCUGGGAAGGCGCCGGCCAGAGCUGCAUAG